This is a messenger RNA of Loxodonta africana (African savanna elephant), 3975 nucleotides long. RefSeq names its product calcyclin binding protein (gene CACYBP). The transcript is spliced from 6 exons. NCBI's taxonomy places the organism in Eukaryota, Metazoa, Chordata, Mammalia, Proboscidea, Elephantidae. Gene Ontology annotation, cellular component: nucleus. Bases 121 to 813 code for a protein of 230 amino acids. Gene Ontology annotation, molecular function: ubiquitin protein ligase binding; S100 protein binding; tubulin binding. Gene Ontology annotation, biological process: heart development. The record is from RefSeq and is a predicted model, not a curated record.
UGCGGGCUCUGCGACUGGAGCCGGGUCUGUCUGCGCUCUGGGGAGCGCGCUCGGGGCGGCGUUUACUGUUUCUGCCCUGCGCGGCUGCAGCUCCAGCCUUCGGUUUGAGCCAGCCCCACCAUGGCUUCUGCUUUGGAAGAGCUACAGAAAGAUCUGGAAGAGGUAAAGGUGUUGUUGGAAAAAGCUACUAGAAAAAGAGUACGUGAUGCCCUUACUGCUGAAAAAUCCAAGAUUGAGACAGAAAUCAAGAACAAGAUGCAGCAGAAAUCACAGGGGAAAGCAGACCCUCUUGACAAUGAAAAGCCAGCGGCUGUCGUUGCUCCCAUUUCAGUGGGAUAUACAGUGAAAAUCAGUAAUUACGGAUGGGAUCAGUCAGAUAAGUUUGUGAAAAUCUACAUUACCUUAGCUGGAGUUCAUCAAGUCCCCACUGAGAAUGUACAGGUGCAUUUCACAGAGAGGUCAUUUGAUCUUUUGGUAAAGAAUCUAAAUGGAAAGAGUUACUCUAUGGUUGUGAACAACCUCUUGAAACCCAUCUCGGUGGAAGGCAGUUCAAAAAAAGUCAAGACUGAUACAGUUCUUAUCUUGUGUAGAAAGAAAGCUGAAAACAUACGGUGGGACUAUCUGACUCAGGUUGAAAAAGAAUGCAAAGAGAAAGAAAAGCCUUCCUAUGACACUGAAACAGAUCCUAGUGAGGGACUGAUGAAUGUUCUAAAGAAAAUUUAUGAAGAUGGAGAUGAUGAUAUGAAGCGAACGAUUAAUAAAGCCUGGGUAGAAUCAAGAGAGAAGCAAGCCAAAGGAGAUACAGAAUUUUGAGACUUUUUAAGGCCCUUUUGGGAACUGAUGUGGAAGUACUGAGGUUUUCAAUAAGGGGAAUGUUGGUGAGCUGCACAGAUAAAAUUUGACAUAUCUUUUUUUUUUUUUUUUACAAAGCCUUCUUCCAAGUAAAGGCAGUGAAUUCUCCGUUUCCUACUGGAGGAUUUAUUUAAAUAAAAUAUGUUUAUUAAACACUUCCUCCAAAGAUGAUUAACGUUAGUACCCUGGUCAUUUUGUUCAAGAAUGGGUUAUAUAGCAUUUUUGCUUGAAAUUUUUUUUAAAAAGCCUUGCCUGCUAAAAAUGUGCCACAUUGUGUGUUUUUCUUCAGCUAAGAAGUAGAAACAAAGGUAUUUAAUUGCCUUUAAGUUACUGACAUCAGCUCCCACCAGUGUAAGAAUAAGAGUUGUUGUGUAUAGUCAAGUCAAUUCCAAUUCAUAGCAACCAUUGAUGACAGAGUAGAGCUGUUCCAUAGGGUUUCCUAGGCUGUAAUGUUUAUGGGACCAGAUGGUCCAGUCUUUUCUCCCACGGAGUGGCUGGUGGGUUUGAACUGCCAGUCUUUCAGUUAGCAGCCAAACACUUAACCAUUGUACCACCAGGGCUCCUUGCAUAAAAAGCACAUUUUCACCUGUGCUUUAAAGGUUGCAGUAGAAAGGUUAACCCUUUUCUAUUAGCAACUUAAGUAAUGCUUUAAAAAAGAAAAAUUGCUAUUGUUUCUGACUCAUGGUGAUCCCAUGUGUUGCAGAGUACAUCUGUGCCCCCAUAAAGUUUUCAAGGCUUGACCUUUUGGAAGCAGGUCUUCAGGUCUUUCUUCCAAGGUGCGUCUGGGUAUGUUCAAACUGCUAAGUUUUUUGGUUAGUCGUCGAGCACUUAAUAUAUCAUGCACUAAUAAUGCAACCACAAGUGUUUCUCUACAUUGAAACAUAUUUCACAGAUACAGACUUGAAACUAAGUCUUGACAAGAAUAUACAAGCAUGUUUGUAUAAUACCAGUCACCUCUACUUCUCACCAACACGGUUAGGUUCCAGAGGCCAGGUCAUUAUAUGAAAGUCAUCAUUAUGUAAAAAUGGAGGAUGACCACAUCAGAGGACAAAAUGGAGGAUGACUGUCAUUACAUAACUACAAAAUUACAUAAUUAUAAAAACAGCCCAUUGCGUGCAGUCAAUUCAGACUUAGUGACCCUAUAGGACAGAGUAGAACUGCCCCUAUAGGGUUUUCAAGGAGUGACUGGUAGCUUCAAACUGCUGACCUUUUGGUUAGCAGCCAAGUUCUUAACUAACCACUGCACCAUGAGGGCUCCUAUGUCAUUAUAUAACUGCCAGAUUACAUCAUAACUGCCAAACCACUAAGAAUCAUGGCCCAGCCAAGUUGACAUAUAACCUUAAACAUCAUAGCCAAUAUUACUCUCGUCUCACACCUUGGUGUUCAUAACUACCAGAUGUACGUUAUUAAUGUGCAAAGUAGUUGGAUAGUAGAUUUUUUAACUAUUGUUGUAAACGCAAAACAUCAGACAAUGAGAUAGUCAAUAAGUGAGGAAUAAGUGUAGUAAGUUUUCCCAUGGAUUGAAAGGCUUACAAAAGCAAUGACCAUAAAGCAAAAACAAUUUGAAAAAUCCAUCUAUUCCUGUGUUCAAUAAAGUUAGAUUUUUAUGCAGUGGAAUAGUUUUACUGUUUGUCCAAGAGUGUGUCAAAAAAGUCAGGCUAAGAAUAAACAGUUGUCAUUAAGAUCAGGAGCAAGGGCAAGAUGCAUACAGUUUUUAUUACUACAUUGUAGUGGAGGUAUUAGCCAAUGCAGUUAGAUGAGAAAGCAAUUAGAAGCUAUAAAGGAAAAAUCCAAGACGACCAGCCAAAACUACUACAAAAAGUAGUAGAAUUUGGUGAAAGCAAUGAGGUUUAAUAUACAGAAAGCCUUAUAUAUAGGAUAGCUGUUAAGAGAUACUGAAACACAUUAUAAAAUCUUUAAUUAAACCUGUGGUGUUGAAUAAACAGUGGAACAGAAUAGAAAAAGCCCAAGUGCACGUGGAAGUUUUAGAAUACAGUAAAGGGGUCAUCUUAAAACAGUGGCUGGAAAUGGGUCUUUAAUGAUACUGGAGAAACUAAAAAAUAGCCACAUGAAUUGAAAUUAAAAAUGAAACCAUACAAGUAUUAGAAGACAUGAAUGGAAGUCCAUUAUAACCUAUAAGUGGAAGAAAACUAUACUGUGGGACUUAAAAUCUAGAAAGAAUAAAACUAAGAAUUGAUCAUUUUAACUACAUUAAAAAAAAAUGUUUAACAUGGAAGAAAAAAAAAAUGUAACCAAAGAUUGAGCAGAUUCCAACAAUCUGAUAGAAAAAUCAUCACAAACUAUGAACAAAGUUUAUAGAGGAAAAAAAUGUAAAUGGCCUUUAACACAUGAAAAGAUGCUCAUCUUGGUCAUAGAGAAAUAGUAAAACUAUGCUGUUUCUCAACUUUCAUUGGGAAAAAAGACUAGAAGUUUAGCAUACUGUGUUGUCUAUAGGGAAAUAGGCACACCUGUACACAGGAAUGUAAUGAAAAGUUGAAACUGCUUCCGGAGAGUAUUUGGAGAUAUCUAGCAGAACUACAUAUGCAUUUAUCCUCUGAUUCAUAAUUCUAGUACUCAUUCCCAAAGGUACACUGGUAAAAAAUUUGUAAUGAUAUAUGCAAAGAUUGGAACACUUAAUGUUAUUAAUGGCUGAAUGACCUGAUAACCCCGCACAUGGGUGUACUUAGAGCCACAAAAAGAAGGUGAUCUCUGUAUACUGAUAAGGAAUGAUCAGGAUACAGUAAGCAAAAACACAAAGUGUAGAAUAUUGUUUAUGGCAUACUUACUACUAUUUGUGGAAGACAAGGUGAGAAAUGUGAAUGUACAUGUAUUUGCUUGUAUUUCAAAAAGAAACAACCCAAAACUCAUAAAAAUGGUUACCAAUAGGGGAAAGGAGACUUCUGUGAAUGUACCGUUUUCUAUACUUUUUCUAUAGUCUUGACUUUAGAACCAUGUAAAAUUUUACGUAAAUAAAAAGUAACCCUAAAAUUGUAAAAAUAAACUGAAACAAUUGCCUGUCAGGCUGGUGCCAUUAUGUUACUUCAGGUGAUUUUAGAACACAUUGUUUUGCCUGUCCAUAGCUGGAUACUAAAGAUUAAAAAAAAAACAAAUUUUAGACAGCAA